GUUGAGGCUUUUUUUGCCUUAUGUUUUUGCCAUCUUAUAUGGUCAUAAAUAGUGGUGGAAAAAACGUCAGAGCCGCGGUUCUGUGAAUAUCAAGAGGAAGUGAGUGAGUGAGUGAGUGUGUAAUAAACCUCUGAUGAGUGUGUCUCUGCUCACAUGGAGUGACACCCGCAACAUAUCUCACAAACUCAUACUGGUUGAAAGUCUGAAGACCUUCAGAUGUUUCUUGCUCAAUAAACGCAUGGCGAUGAAGAACUGGACGGCAGGUACGCAGUGCGUCGCCAAAAAGCAGCACUGCAAACCUAAAGCGGGUAAAAUCGCGUAUCACAAAGGCGACAUCUUGACAGUCGUCGGACCCGGAACGAGGAAAGGAGAAUACAGAGCCCGACAUAACACGACGGGAGAGGAAGGACUGGUGUCGGGUUCGAAUCUGAGAGAAAGGGAAGCCCUCCGUAUCGACCCCAAAUUAAGCCUCAUGCCAUGGUUUCACGGCAAAAUAUCCGGGCAGCAAGCCGUUGGCAAACUGAAGCCCGCGGAGGACGGGCUUUUCCUCGUACGGGAGUCGGUUCGGCAUCCCGGUGACUUUGUGCUGUGCGUCUGCUUUAGUCAGAAGGUUUUCCACUAUCGAGUCAUCUUUAAAGACAACAAACUGUCCAUCGAUAACAAGCAGUUCUUCUACAAUCUCAUCGACAUGAUCGAGUUUUACAGCAGAAAUCAAGGAGCCCUUGCUACACUUCUCCUGAAGCCCAAGAAGAAGGAAGGAACAAAAUCAGCUGAGACAAAGCUGUUAAAGUCCGGCUGGCUUUUGGAUCUGUCUAAGCUGACUGUAGGAGAGGCCAUCGGACAGGGAGAGUUUGGCGCUGUGUUUGAGGGUGAAUACGCAGGUCAGCGGGUCGCCAUUAAGAACAUCAAAUGUGACGUAACCGCUCAGACUUUCCUUGAAGAGACGUCAGUCAUGACAAAUCUCCAUCAUAAGAAUCUGGUGCGGUUAUUAGGAGUGAUUCUUCACAACGGGCUUCACAUCGUCACAGAGCUCAUGGCGAAGGGGAAUCUGGUGAAUUUUCUUCGCACACGAGGACGUUCUGCCGUCAGUGUGAUGCAGCUGCUGCAGUUUUCGCUAGAUGUUUGUGAAGGUAUGGAGCACCUGGAGUCAAAGAAACUCCUGCACCGAGAUCUCGCCGGACGCAACAUCCUCGUAUCCGAAGACACCGUUGCCAAAAUCAGCGAUUUCGGUCUUGCGAAAGUCAGUUCUACAGCAACCGACAACUCAAAGUUACCCAUCAAGUGGACGGCGCCAGAAGCCUUAAAGAACAAGAAAUUCUCCACUCAGUCCGACGUAUGGAGUUACGGAGUCCUCCUAUGGGAGAUCUUCUCAUUCGGCAGACAGCCGUAUCCCAAAAUGUCGGUGAGUGAGGUGCGGGAGCGUGUGGAUCAGGGUUACCGCAUGGAGUCGCCGGACGAAUGUCCUCCUGACGUCUACAGCAUCAUGAUGUCCUGCUGGGAGAUGGAUCCCAAAAAGAGACCGUCCUUCCACAAACUCAGAGAGCGACUGGAGAAAGAGCUCGGCAAACACCAGGCGGCGUGUUGAGCUCGUCUCUGCAGGUGUUCACGCUUGGGCUGUCAAACGAUUAAUCGUGAUUCAAAAUCGAUAAUCAAAAUAAAAGUUUGUGUUUAUAUAUGUGUAGUAUUGUGUAUAUAUAUUAUUUAUAUAUAAAUACACAUGCACACAUGCAUGUAUGUAUUUACAAAAAAUGUCUAUAUAAAUAUAUACACACAUAAAUAUAUGCAUAUAUGUGUGUGUGUGUUUAUAAAUACAUAAUACACACACACAUAUAUAAAGUCAAAACUUUAUUUUGGAUGUGAUUAAUCGCGAUUAAUCGUUUGACAGUCCUGUUCAUCACAUGUGUAUAAUGUAGAUUUAAUUUAUUAUUUAUCACACUUUAUGUUUGUUUUUAUUUUGGUUUUAUGGUUUUUGGGUGAAUCAUGAAAACAUGCCAAUUUCACCUCAAGAUGAAAAGUCAAAUUAAAGUUUUGCAUCAAAAUAAAGCCUGUUCUAGGAUUUUUUUUGUUUUGUUUUUAUUUUUUUAUUUUUUUGCGUAGUAUUUCCAUGCAAUUAAUAAUAAAUUUCCCCCUAUUUUUGUAUUUGUUUAAA
Molecule: messenger RNA, 2149 nt
Organism: Labeo rohita (rohu)
Lineage: Eukaryota; Metazoa; Chordata; Actinopteri; Cypriniformes; Cyprinidae
Gene: matk
Product: megakaryocyte-associated tyrosine kinase
Exons: 13
Coding region: 134-1585 (483 amino acids)
Biological process (GO): protein phosphorylation
Molecular function (GO): ATP binding; protein binding; protein tyrosine kinase activity
Source: RefSeq, a predicted model, not a curated record